AUGCUCUGGGCUCCGGGUCCAUCUCGCUCACUCAGCCUUCUCCUCCUGCUCCUGGCCUCCCACAGGGCUGAAGGGGGCCCUCCUCCUCUCCGCAGGUUUGAGUACAAGCUCAGCUUCAAGGGAGCAAGGCUGGCGCUGCCUGGGGCUGGAAUACCUUUCUGGAGUCUCCAUGGAGAUGCCAUCCCAGGCCUGGAGGAGGUGCAGCUGGUGCCGUCCAUGAGGAACCGCAGAGGUGCUGUAUGGAGCAAGGUCCCUGUCCCCUUCCCUGCGUGGGAGGUGGAGGUGCAGAUGAGGGUGACUGGACCAGGUCGCCGGGGAGCCCAGGGCAUGGCUGUGUGGUACACCCGGAACAGCGGCCGUGUCGGCCCCGUGCUGGAGGGGCCGGCCUCAUGGGACGGCGUUGGGAUCUUCUUCAACUCCUCAGCCCAGGAUGGCCAGAACAGCCCUGUCGUUCGUGUGCUGGCCAGCAACGGACACGACUCCCAGGAGCCGUUUGGGGAUAGAAGCAGUCAGCUGCUGGGCUCCUGCCACUGGGACUUUCGGAACCGGCCGUACCCUUUCCGAGCACGGAUCAUCUACUGGGGACAGCGGCUGCGUGUGUUCUUGAGUGAUGGCCUUACUCCCAGUGACCCUGACACGCUCUGUAUUGAUGUGGGACCCCUGAUUUUGGCCCCUGGAGGUUUCUUUGGGGUCUCGGCAGCCACCAGCAGCCUGGCAGAUAAUCAUGACGUCCUGUCCUUCCUGACCUUCAGUCUGAGGGAACCAAAUCCAGAGUCUGCUCCCCAGCCCUUCCUGGAGAGAGAACAGCUCCGCUUGGCCAGAGAGCUGGAAGGGCUUCAGGCAAAGCUGGGCCUGGGCACCCAAAAGGACGUCGUUCCACAGCCAAAUCCCAAAGACCAGGAGCAAGGACAAUGGCCCUUCAACCUGGAGGAGACACUAGGAAGGCAGAGCCUAAUUCUGCAAGCCCUCCAGGCUCUCUCCAGGCAGCUGGCCCGGGCUGAGAAGCAAUGGAAGGAGCAGCUGGAGUCCCAAGGCCAGAUCAGACCUGAAGAAAGCUGGGACCCUGCCAAGGUCAGCACCCUGUUGUUCGGACAGCGGACUCUGCUCCAGGCCCUGCAAGAGCCGAGGGAUACAGCUGCCCGCAUGGCCUCCAGAGCCCAGGUCUUCUACCUGCCUGUGGGUACCGAGCAUCAUUUCCAUGAACUGGAACGGAUCUUGAGCCUCCUGCAGAAGGAUCUUAAGGGUCUGAUGAAAGCGGCAGCCAAAGCCCCCCGCCCACCUGGCUGGCACCCGGGGGCCUCUGCAUGCCUGAGGCCUGGCGUCUUCCUAUUCUUCCUCCUCAUCCAGACUGUAGGCUUGCUGUACUACUUGAACUUCAGCAGACAAGAGCUGGACAGGAGGCUUCAGGAAUGUCUAUCCACAGGAAGCCUUCCUCUGGGGCCUGCACCGCACAUCCCGAGGGCAUUGGGGGUUCUGAGGAGGCAGCCGGUCUCCCCCAGCAUGCAACCCUGA
This is a messenger RNA of Jaculus jaculus (lesser Egyptian jerboa), 1512 nucleotides long. It is a transcript of the gene Lman1l, whose product is annotated as lectin, mannose binding 1 like. Gene Ontology annotation, cellular component: endoplasmic reticulum-Golgi intermediate compartment; COPII-coated ER to Golgi transport vesicle; Golgi membrane. Gene Ontology annotation, molecular function: D-mannose binding. The coding region runs from base 1 to 1512 and encodes 503 amino acids. The record is from RefSeq and is a predicted model, not a curated record. Lineage: Eukaryota; Metazoa; Chordata; Mammalia; Rodentia; Dipodidae. The transcript has 13 exons. Gene Ontology annotation, biological process: endoplasmic reticulum organization; endoplasmic reticulum to Golgi vesicle-mediated transport; Golgi organization.